GGAUUCACUACGGCGACCUCAUUUCGAAUAUAAGUGUGUCGGCCGCUUCAUGUUCAGUAAACAUGUCAGGGGCGAAAAUGAAGUGUUUGGAUGUAGUCAGGACCAAUCUACUGGUUAUUUUGACUAUGGUGGGGGUUGCUUUUGGAUUUGUGGUCGGGUUUGUAGCAAGGGAGUACAAUCCGUCAGCAAGUGCUUUGAUGUGGAUAGGAAUGGCGGGAGAGCUGUACCUCCGAAUGCUGAAGUCGAUGAUAGUACCUCUUAUUGUUUCUUCAGUAAUAACGGGAACAGCUUCCAUGGACCCCAAAUCAAAUGGAAAAGUGAGCGCCGUGUGCUUCUUAUACAUCAUGAUCACCAACACGAUGCCCACCAUCAUUGGGAGCAUUCUUGUGGUGGCCAUUAAACCAGGCCAAGGCGUGGCAAAUUCAAAGAGUCAGUUCAAUCUAACGACUAACUUGGAGACGCAGGAUAUUUUUGCAGACCUGUUGAGAAACCUAGUACCUGAAAAUUUAGUGUCAGCAACUUUUGAGCAAGCACAAACCAAGUACGAUUACGAGAAGAUUGCAAAAAAUAUUUCUGGCAAUAUUACAGAGACUACUCUCAAAUCUAAAUCAGUAGGAUCCGCUCCUAGCUCCAACAUACUUGGUCUUGUGAUCGUGAGUGCUGUCUUUGGUCUCGCCACCAGCUACAUGAAAGAAGUUGGUCAGCCAUUCAAACACUUCUUCAGCUCUGCUACCGAGAUUAUUCUCCGAAUCCUUCGUUGGUUGAUCUGGUCAACGCCCGUCGGUUCGCUGAGUUUGAUUGCCAAGACCAUCGCCGGAUCUCAGAACCUGGAGGAUGACAUGCGGAAGCUGGGCGUGUACUUCGGAACUGUGAUGACGGGGCUACUGGUGUGUGGGUUCCUGAUCCAACCAAUCACCUACUUUCUCAUCAGUCGCAAAAACCCAUUUAAAUUUUGGUUUUCUAUCCUCCAACCCACCAUGAUAGUUUUCGCGACAUCCAGCACCGCCAUCGCCAUCCCCGAGUCCUUUGAGUGUCUGGAGGGGAAGAACGGCCUGGACCGGAGAGUGACGCGGUUUGUGGUGCCCCUGUCUGCCGCCCUGGGUCGCUGCGGUAGCUCCAUGUACAUCACCGUUUCCUGUCUGUUUGUUGCACAACUCGUCAACGUAGAAAUCGAUUUUGCCAAGGUUGUCAUCGUCUGCAUCCUGACGUCAUUCUCCACGCUAGCCGUGCCCUCGGUCACGGGAGCUAGCCUGAUCACUGUUAUCAUUCUGCUGACCGCUCUCAACAUCCCAGCGGAGGCCGCCUCUCUACUCUUCGCUCUGGAAUGGUUCUUAGAUAGAUUCCGAUCCGUGGUCAAUUACUACAUGCAAACAUUGGGCGUCGUGGUCACGUAUGAAAAGUGCAAGGCCACACUAUCCUCUCUAGAGGAGCUCGGGACUGCUGACGGCGAGGAGGUGAAGGACGUCCCCAGCAUUGAACAAGAGGUGGAAGUGCCUUGUACUGUAGUGGGGAUUAAUAGUGAGGAAAAGUCCGAACCUGAGCAAUCACAUCUAUAGUGACUUCCUGUGAACCUGCCAUAGCUGGACCAGUGCAUGACCGAAUUCUGUACACGUGUAAUCCCACUGUAGUUUAAGUGUAUAUAAAAGAUGUAUGAAUGUCGCAUAUCAUAGUCAUUUUUAAAUAAAAUCGCAAAGCACAAUAUAUCCUUUCA
Magallana angulata is the source of this 1711-nucleotide messenger RNA. RefSeq names its product excitatory amino acid transporter 1-like. The transcript has 11 exons. Gene Ontology annotation, cellular component: plasma membrane. The record is from RefSeq and is a predicted model, not a curated record. Gene Ontology annotation, molecular function: neutral L-amino acid transmembrane transporter activity; glutamate:sodium symporter activity; L-glutamate transmembrane transporter activity. Gene Ontology annotation, biological process: L-glutamate transmembrane transport. NCBI's taxonomy places the organism in Eukaryota, Metazoa, Mollusca, Bivalvia, Ostreida, Ostreidae. The coding region runs from base 63 to 1556 and encodes 497 amino acids.